AUGACAGAAGAGGCCGUUGUCGAAGAUCUGUCGGAAUAUCAAGAGGAAGGAUAUGAUAUGAAUGAAGCCAGAGAAGAUGGAGUUAAUUAUAUUGCUGCUAUUUUUGCAUUUAACAACGUAUCAGGAACAUUGGGUCAAGACAUAUUUGGAAUAGCUAAAGUGUUGAAUAUUUUCUCUUCAAUUUCUGCGAUUCUGCAACCAUACGCUAUCUGGAUUUACUCGCUUCGCCCAAACACAAAUCGCAAGUUUGACAAGCACUUCAUUCCAAUUCCAGAUAAAGUGGCUGAGGUUUUAUGCGAUUUCGGUUUGGAUGCUUUGGGAUUGUAUCUGCCGGAAGAUCUCCUCAUUGGCGAUAUUCCCACAGACAAGUAA
Messenger RNA from Caenorhabditis bovis, 372 nucleotides. NCBI's taxonomy places the organism in Eukaryota, Metazoa, Nematoda, Chromadorea, Rhabditida, Rhabditidae. The record is from the annotation of a GenBank genome assembly.